Molecule: messenger RNA, 8557 nt
Organism: Pipistrellus kuhlii (Kuhl's pipistrelle)
Lineage: Eukaryota; Metazoa; Chordata; Mammalia; Chiroptera; Vespertilionidae
Gene: RNF152
Product: ring finger protein 152
Exons: 4
Coding region: 556-1293 (245 amino acids)
Biological process (GO): negative regulation of TORC1 signaling; cellular response to amino acid starvation; apoptotic process
Cellular component (GO): lysosome; lysosomal membrane
Molecular function (GO): ubiquitin protein ligase activity
Source: RefSeq, a predicted model, not a curated record
GUUGGUCUGGGCGGCGACAGGAGAGCUCCCGCUCGCAGCCCAGCGGCGGGCGGCGGAGUGCGGCGGAGCGCGGCGGGCGGCGGGGCAGGUGGGGCGCUUCCCCGGCGCGGCGGGCGGGGCGGGCGGGGCGCUGGGGCUGCAGACGCCGCGCUCCCUGCGCUCUCUCCCGGCUCCGCGUCGCGCGUCCGGCGGAGCUGGUGGCGGGCGCUCCGGCACGGGGACCCACUGGCAAGGCUGCCUCCGCCUCCGCCUCUAUAAGGAGCGCCGAGCCCGCCGCCGGGAGAGGUCGGCUGAACAAAGCUCGGACUCAAUUGUGCUUCCUGCUUGUCAGCCUCUUGCCUCCCAAAACGCGUACCAUUGCCACUUGAUGUCAUCCGACAGAAGGGGGUGAAAGGGACUCGGUGACAGAUUCAGACCAUGCGUGAAGAAUGUUCUAUUCCGAACCUUGUCUGGGAUAUUGGGAAUCUGGUUGGAAGACCCUCUGCUCAUCUGGUCUGUCUGCUAACUCAUCAGCCCCAGCUGUGCUGCAGAAAUGAACCCACCUGAGCAUGCUCGAUGCCAGUGAGCUCCCGGAUCACCGCACCACGUCAGGAAGCCUCAGAGCAGGCAGGUGCCGGAGCAGUGGCCUCUGAGAGCAAGCUUCUUCCCUGUGGCCUUGACCUCCCUGUUCCCCCGUCCAAGAUGGAGACGCUCUCCCAAGAUUCCUUGCUGGAGUGUCAGAUCUGUUUCAACUAUUACAGCCCCCGGCGAAGGCCCAAGUUACUGGACUGCAAGCACACCUGCUGCUCGGUGUGCCUUCAGCAGAUGAGGACGAGCCAGAAGGACGUGAGGUGCCCCUGGUGCCGAGGCAUCACCAAGCUGCCCCCGGGCUUCACCGUGUCCCAGCUCCCCGACGACCCCGAGGUCCUCGCCGUGAUCGCCAUCCCGCACGCCUCCGAGCACACCCCGGUCUUCAUCAAACUCCCCAGCAACGGGUGCUACAUGCUGCCCCUCCCCAUCCCCAAGGAGCGCGCGCUGCUGCCCGGAAGCAUGGGCUGCCGCCUGCUGCCCGGGAGCCAGCAGAAGCCGGUCACGGUGGUGACCAUUCCCGCGGAGCAGCAGCCUCUGCAAGGCGGGUCUCCCCCGGAGGCGGCGGAGGAGGAGCCCGACCGGCGGGGCGCGGUGAAGAGCUCCACCUGGUCCGGGGUGUGCACUGUGAUCCUGGUGGCCUGCGUCCUGGUCUUCCUGCUGGGCAUCGUGCUGCACAACAUGUCCUGCAUCUCCAAGCGCUUCACUGUGAUAUCCUGUGGCUGAAGCGGGCCGCGGGGCCGGGGCUGGCGGGCGCCACCUCGGGGUGGAGCAGGUGUUGAUGAUGGGACUCCGGUGAGAAGGUGGGGGCGACGCUGAUCCUUUGGUGCCGAGCGCUGGCCUCCGGGGCUGCCACUUGAUGAACCCGAGACGGACACGGAGGGGGCGAAAGGGGAGGUCUCGGCCAGAUGCCAGACGGGUCGUUCUGAGCAUAGAUGGCGGUGGCAGUAGCUUCGAAGACGAUUGCAUGCAUCCUCGUAGUCACUUAUUAAAUGGACUGUAACUUAAUGAUUUUUUUCCCCAAAGUCUCGUGGUGAGAUAGACCUAGUCUACUUAGAUGUCGAACUGUGCAAGUGCUUACGGUGUGAUCUUCUCUAAAUGUGGUAGAUGAAAACCAAGAUGCUAUGUGUGUACAAGUAGAAUCCAACCUGAGAAUGAAUCCAUGACCAGUGCAGUGAUGACUGGCAGUGCUGAUUUCUUUCCUUUGACAGAUGAAACCCAGUCUUCACUUAGUUGCUAAGGCUUUUUUUUUUAAUACUACAAUACAUGGCGCCUGAAUUAAGCCAAGUUAAGCGGACCGUCGCUUUUUGAAGAAACUAUUGGAACAAUGUUUCCAAUGUGUUGUGUUUUGUUUGUCGUGUUCCUUCAUUUUUCUUCCCUUGUAAUUAGAGCUCAAUGUUGUGUUUAUUAAGUGGAAAGCUCAACAGGGGAGCCAUAAACUGAGUAAUGAUGAGAAAUGCCUAAUCCCACAUGAAAACUAUAUGCCAAUUUUUCUCAAGCCAUUUCACAAAAUAAGAAUUUUCAAUGUAAAUAUUGUGUAUUUAUAUGUGUGUGUAAUUUGGUUUACCUCGGGUAUUGAAUCUUUUCAGAAGACUCUUGGUAGAGAGACUCAGUAGGCAUGAAUGAGUGCAGGGUCUGAAAUGGUGCCACCUACCUCCUGGGCACUGGGACCCACCCAGUGAGGAGUCACACACUCGUCACUUCCAACACCUGCUCCUCUUUUGUGCAGUCGACUUGUGAGGCACAAACAGAGAGUAACAGAACCUUCUGUCUUUUCUCCCAGUUUGGGGAUAUUAUAAUAGUCACAAGUGUUGUUAACCAGUGAUAAACCUGGACUGGCAUGUUAAUAGAUAGUCCACAGUUAUUUUUUGAAAGAGAUUAUUGUCCCAUGAGAGUUGAAUCAUUCUGAAUUCCAGUUUCCUUUUGUUGUAUAAAUAAGAGUAUCUCUUGUAUCUGGAAAUGUGUUUUUAUUGAGAAAAGUGGUGAGAUAAACCUACAACUCACAUUGUCAAUUUAAAUGGACCAGUUCAUCCUAAACUCUUAAGAGAGAUUUGCUAGAUGAAGUGACGAAUUCCUAUGCUGGGUGUGUGGCGUGUGGAAAUAGCUGUGAGCUUUACAGUCCUCAUCUAAUUUCUUUUAUGACAUUCCUGAAGCAAGUGAUACGUGACAAGGACUCCUCUCCUAAAUAUAUAUGUUUAUGUUCCAUUGAAUCCAUGAAAAUAGGGGAGAGGAAGAUUAGCAGUGACUGGUUCCAAAAAAAAGCAAAGCUGGAAAGAACCCUCCAAGAUGGAGACAGUUUAAUUUACUUAUAUGCUAACUAAGACCUUCAAGCAGCACAAAACAUGCACAUUAAAGGGGUGGAAAUUAGGAGAGAUAAAAUGACAAUAUAAUGAUUAGAAUCCAGAGCCAACACUGUUCAUUGAUGUGAGGAUUCAAUUAAAAAAAAAAAAUGAACUCGAGCUUUUCAAAUCUUUCAAAUUUUUUGUAAGACCCUUAGGAAAUGUAUUUGAAAGCUCAAACUAGAUAUUAGGUUAAAAUGCCAUUUUAUUGUGCAAGCCAUUGGGCAUUAUACAACAAAUCUAGGAUUUAUUUGGUAUUAAUAAUUUAGGUAUCAUAUUAGCUGAAUGCUAUCCUCUAUUAUGUAACAUAAUAUACUGUUGGGUUAGUGUCUAUUUCUCCAACUGAACCAGGCUGCUGUAAUGCACAUCUGACCCAAUUUCUAUUCCUUUUUUGGGGAAAUAACACACCAAAAAUACAGAAAUGUUGCAUUAAGAACACUACAUUUCAAAUGGACUUUACCCUUGCAAUUUUAAGCCAUGCCAUAUUCCAAUUAAUUUUGUAAGUGAUAUCUGCAUAUGUUUAUGUACAGUAAGAAAUGAUCAGCUGUGUAGUGUAGUAUUUGAUAGAUUUCUAUGUGUUAAGUAGGUUAUAUAUAGACUCUAAAUCUAAAGUAUGUGACAGUACAGCGCCCUGUGUUUCUUAGUGUAAAAAUAUUGAGUCAAGUUACCAUUCACAUAACUGUUACUUAAAAACAAUCCGAUGCUAGACUGCAAUGAAGCAGUGCAAAGUUAAUCAGCUCUGUGAUAGGAUCUUGACUUUACAACCUAGGAUAACAAUAACAACCCAAAGCAGAAUUUUCUGUGAGUCUUACUGACAAAAAAACAACACACUGUUUGAAUGAAUUCUGUCUACAGUUACUUGUGCACCUGUUUGUUAGGGUGUGUGUGUGUGUGUGUGUGUGUGUGUGUGUGUGUGUGUGAUGUCAGCCUGCCAAAUAGAAUGUUCAUAGACUUGAUGUUUUAAUGGUAUUUGACAUCCCAUUGCUCUGGCCUCUUCUGGCAUUAACCCAUAACACUACCCAUGUGACCAAAGUCCAGUGGCACAAUCAGCCACAAUCUACAGUUGCAUAUCAAUGAAAAAGUCACAACUGAAAGCACAGAAAGUUAGAGUUGAAAGCAACCUCCAGUGGCUUCAUUUGUAGGUGAGUCCAUUGAGGCCCGCAGACUGACAGAGCUGCUUGGAAUUCUGCAGCAAAAGGGAGAUAAGAACUUUGCACUUCUCCUUCCUAGGCCUGUCAACUGCUAUGCAGGAACUUCUGCAGGUUGGAUGAAUACCCUUUACUAGCUCAACUCUUGCUUUAAAGUGUGUCUGUGUGUCUGUGUAGCUUUCUAUACUGAUAUUCAUUUCAGUUAGCAUCUACCUCUCUUGGAAAUGAAAGGAAGGUUGAUAGGGGAUGAGUACAGAAGUUUAAAAGAAACCAUCUCAUUUGAAUUUUUAAAAUUGCAAGCCAUUUGUUUCCCUCCAUUUUUCCCUUUUGUGUAAAGGACAAGUGUUGUGUAAAUAGUAAUGUAAAAGAAGCAUGAGUUUUCACCUUUAUUAAUGAUCUUGACAUAAGCAAGAGAAUGCUUAAUAUGUUGGGUAGAGCCAAGUAGGCUAUCAAAAAGCAUUGUCUUUGGAACUUUUUUUUUUUUUUUUUUUUACUAUAACCUGGAGCAUAAGUUGUGAUGAAAAGGCAAAUCAUUUCUUAGUUCCAGUCAUACUUUAUGAUCAGAAAGCUUUAAGGUAUUUUCUUUAAAUGUAUAAUUAAAUUUAAUCUUGCUCACAACUGAGUAGUGGAUCCCUCGAAGGUUAAACCAAUGGGGAUGCAGCCCUUGGGAUCUUCUAGGUUAGCACUGCUCAGUAGAACUUUCUGUGAUGAUGGAAAUGUUAUGUAGCCCAUGCAGUCCAAUGCAGUAGCCACUAGCCACAUAGGUUAUAGGCAGUUGAAAUAGGGUUAGUUUCCUGAACUACUAGAUUUUGUGUUUUAGUAUUUAAGUUUAAGUUAUUUAAAUUUAGUAACUCAUUUGGUUAGUGGCUGAAUCAUUGGAUAGCACAAUUCUGGAUGGUUGUGCAGUGGUAUCUAGCAUCAGUGUUAAAAGUAACAGAGUAAGGUUAAGACAGUUUGUGGUUUAGUAGUGACAUGCAGUUGGCUAAAAAACAAACCUUUCUGGAUUUAAAAGUAUAUGAUCUCAAGUAUGAUAGUAAAAAUUCAUUGAUUGCCCUUUGGGGUUAUUACUUGGAUACUUUGAAUCAAGGCACGACCAGUGAAGCUUAAAGAGUGCUUUAUGAAGUCCCUUUUCUGGGAUUAUUUGCUGCAUGUGAAUUUAUUGUCCAAAAAUAGUAGUUGCACCGUAGCUGUAAAACAUUCGACUUGCAAGUUAUGCAUGACCUGUAACUGUGAAAAUGUGUUUAGGGUCUUAUGGCCAAAAAGUAAAUGUUAACUGGGGGGGAAAAAAAGCCUCAUGAAAUCUCUCUUCACUUCCAGCAUCUUACCCAGAUUUCACUGCUGCAUUAGUAAGGUGUGAGGUGUAAGAGCAAGCAUGUAUCACGUGCUUAUAAGACUGUUUUUGUUUGCCCUUGAAGUCUUCCAGCUUAUUAUUGUAUGUGGUGUGGGCAUUUGUGGGCAUCAUUUUUCAUUUGCCAGACUAAAACAUAGGUACUAUUUUUAGGGUCAGAUUUGUCGUUGUUUAAUCUUGCGUUUUAUUUUUGUUAUCAUGGAAAGAAUAGAAGAUUUGCAGCCUGGCACAAAGACACUUUUUUUUUUUUAACGUUAAAAAUAUUACCCAUGGAAGUGACUAAUAUUGCUUUUUCAGUGAGUAAGUGGAAGCAGAAAACUCAGUUUGAGAUUAUAUAUAUAUAUAUAUAUAUAUAUAUAUAUAUAUAUAUAUGUAUGUAUAUAUAUAUUAGACUCUUCCUGCCUAGUACAUUAUUCCACUCUAAAUUUUGAUUUAAAAAGUUCUCAUAGCUUUAUUUGAAAACCUAUGCUGUGUCAAAAAAAAUUGCUUAAUUUUUAAUUAUUUUUAAUUAUUUUUAGAAUAUAAUGUAAACCAAAUACAUUUGCUUCUAAUUAGCAGACUUGAAGCAGGGCCCCCUUGAUUGCCUCGCCCCACCCAAAAUAACUCAUCAAUGGGCAUUGACCAUUCUCUUUUUAGCUUGUUUUUGAAAGUUACUAAAAAUUAUUUUUGCCAAAAUGAUAGCUUUUCUUUAGACUUACAAGGAAGUUAGAGGUGCAAAAGUUGUUGGAGGAGUGAUAUGCAAAAGAUUUGAAUUUCUUCUCUGAGAAAAAUGCUGCUGCUAAUCCGUCAGCAUUUUGUUUUCACACCAGACGAGUCAUCAGUCAGUUGCUCUGUCAUCCUUGACCUAGAAGAAAGGAGCUGUUCCUUACCAUUUCCAUCAUUGUCAGUAAAAUAUCUCCCACAGAAUACUUACCAAAUCAAACUCCAACGAAGAGUGAGAUAGUCAAGGUAAUUCGGUAACUUUUAAAAAUAGUAGUCUACUUCAAAAGUGAUGAUGAUUAGUUGCUGAAUUUUGUUCAACAUGAAACACUUCUUAAAAGUGGAUAUUUAAGCCAUUGAUUUUUCUGACAAUUCAGAUAUAAGUAAUAGAUAUAUAUGUAGAUACACAAUUUAAUGGUAAUAAGAGUAAAAAUGUUGUUUGUCAUGUUUCCAAUUUGUGGGUUAUACAAUGUUGAAUUUAGAUGUCAAUAUCUUAGUAAAUCGUAUUGACGACUUACGUUACGUCAAACUAUCCACUUUUGUGAAUGUCUAUGUAACCAAAAUCUUGAGACUUUUCAAAUUUAGGAAGAGGUGGAUUCUGCAUACAUUUUAUUGGAAAUCUAUUGAUGAUUGAAGACCAUAAGCAGGUGGGGAAUUUAAUUUCUGUCUUCCAAAAAUACUUCUUUGGUUUUGCUCAAAUGGUCUUGGGUAGAGCACUAUUUUUCCUGAAAUCUUAGAAUGUGGCUCUGAUUUUUCUGCACAGGUUUCCUUGCUUAGUUGAGCCAAUGACAUUUAUUUUUUUAUUUUUUCAGGAUUCACUGCCUGGGAUAUCCCACUAUGUAUAUCUCACUUAUGGUGUAGUGGUGCUUGAAAACACUCAUCUCAUUAACUAGACUUUAUUAUUCUAGCUUAAGGUUUUUGAUACUAUUCAUACUAUGACCUUUUUUAGGGACAAUCAGUAAUAUUUGUGGUAAAGUACUGAGGGGUCUCUUGAAGUUUGCAACAGCAUGUACUCUAUUUGUUUUCUGGGAGUGUUUUCUAUAGCCGUUCCUGUUCUAGAGCACCACUCUGAACUCAUCACUUUGGGAUGUAGGGCUAGCAGCCCACGUGAAAGUCUUCUGUGACCUCCCUGGGGUGUGAGUUAUUGAGCUGUUCUACCAAGAGUUUUCCAAAGGUAUGCUCAGUUUUUAAUUUGACAUUUGCUUUUUGAGAAUCCAGAAGUAGAAGGUUUGAUAUGAUGGUGGUGAAGAAGCCUCGACUGUAAGAGGAAGGAAAUAGAUGAGGCAAAUGCCCCUUAAAGGGGACGGAGUUAACAUGUCAUCUCUGUUUACAUAGUGAGAGGGUGCAUUAGCUGGUAUUUUGCACUUGCUUCAGAUAAUUCCUAUUCAGGUUUUCCUACCUGAGGGGUAACGCUGAAGUAGAUCCUGUGUGGGGGAGAUGGAGAUGUGGCCUUGGGUCUAGAGCAAAAGGUGGACAGAUCUGACUAGCAUAAAGGGGAAGAAAACCUGUAAUGGGAUUAUAGCUCCAACACAAAUUGUGUAGGAGCUGGCGGUCAGUCAUGGCAGGUUUCAGCUGAAAGAAAUUGGGAAAUAAUUGCCAAGCACAAUUGGCCAUUCCAGUGUGAUCUCCCAAAUUCAAUUCAGGAUGUUUAAAUUGAACACGCAUUGUGAGCAUCCUGGACAACUUCAGAGCCUGCUCUAGAGUUGGUUGCUGAGUCAUAGACAAACACUAAUCACAUCUUAGCCAUGGAAUGCAAUGCCUAUACCUAUGGAUGUAUCCUGACUUGAACAGGUUGAUACUAUUGGAAAGACUCUUUCGAGAAUAUUCGGUUUCUAUCUGGUUGUUGUCAUUUAUUAUAUUUUUUCUUCCAUCACUUGUUCCUGUUUGCCCCACUUGACAAAUGCAUGUGGGAGGCUGGUUUCAGCAUGGGGUGGUUAAGAACUCCCUACAUAAGCCAUGCAGCUGCUCCACGGGGUUCCUGCCAUUAUGGUUCCACUGGUGGGUUCUCGGGCUUCUGGAUAACUAAUACUCCAGUCAAAUGGCUAGAUUAAUGCUGAGUAGAGGCUGUUCACUCAAGUCCUUGACAUGUUUCAUUUAAAAUUAUGUGUGUUAUUUAUUUUAGGAGCUUUUCUUUUAAAGGGCUGAAUCGCCCUACAGAUAAAUGAGCUGCUGGGCUGUGUGGGAAAUAUUGUCCAAAUGUUGCCAAAUAUUGACUUCAUAAGGGGGAUAUCAAGCUGCUGUUUAUAAAUCUGAAUGUCUUGAAAGCAUUCUUGCUUGCUCUCUGUUGUAGAUGGUGUGUUAGCAAGUCCUGCGUUUUUCCAACGAACCCAAUUUUAAUAUAUGGUAUUUUUGUAUGCCAAACUGGUGUCUUGUCCUUUGUAUAUGUGGUAAUGUUGAUUUUAUGACUACUGUUAAAACACAUUUGCUAUGAUUAAAAUUCAUAAAAUGAUUUCAAA